Molecule: messenger RNA, 2623 nt
Organism: Pogona vitticeps (central bearded dragon)
Lineage: Eukaryota; Metazoa; Chordata; Lepidosauria; Squamata; Agamidae
Source: RefSeq, a predicted model, not a curated record
GACUCGGCCUGAGGGAGAAGGAGGCGCCGGCAAGGCCUGUGUGGCGAGGCAGGAAAGGCGGGCGGGCGGGCAGUCUUUCCUCCUCCUCCCCUCCCCCUCAUCCUGCUCCUCCUCUCGGGGAGCCGGCGUCGCGGUGGUCCGUCGUGAGGGGAACGGAGCCGGGCCCACCAUGAGCGUCGGGGGCUCGGACCGCAACGAGGAGUUCCUUCAGCAGCUCCGGCUCCAGGAGCUCUACGGGAAGAAGGACGGCGACGAGGAGGACGACGAGGAGGAGGAGGACGAGGGCGGCGACGACCCCUUCACCUACACCGACUCGGUCACCGAAGACUUCCUGGCGACAUACCAUGCUAACUACGGCUUCCCCACCGAAGGCUCAGAGGAUUCGUCGGCAUCUGUGACGAAGGCCGUAUCUAAACCUCCGGCUGAUGCAAAGGCACGAGGAACUCAGAAGCCGACGGACCCCAAAGCAUCUCAAACAAAAGAUGCGAAACAGAAAGGAGAGAAAAGAAAACCGGAUGCAGGAUGGUUUCACGUUGAAGACCAGAGAAACACAAAUGUCUAUGUGACAGGUUUACCUCCAGACAUUACGAAAGAUGAGUUUGUGCAGGUCAUGUCAAAAUGUGGCAUCGUGAUGCGUGACCCUCAAACAGAGGAGCCUAAAAUUAAGCUUUACAAAGACAGAGAGGGGAAUCUUAAAGGAGACGGGCUUUGUUGUUAUUUAAAGAGAGAAUCUGUUGAACUUGCAUUAAAAUUAUUGGAUGAGAAUGAAAUUAGAGGCUACAAAAUGCACGUGGAAGUUGCACAGUUCCAGCUGAAGGGGGAGUACGACGCCAGCAAAAAGAGGAAGAAGUGUAAAGACUACAAGAAGAAGCUGUCUCAGCAGCAAAAACUGCUGGAUUGGAGGCCAGAGAGAAAAGAGGGCACAGCGCGAUUGAGGCAUGAACGUGUCAUCAUCAUCAGGAACAUGUUUCAUCCGAAGGAUUUUGAGGAGGAUCCGUUGGUACUCAACGAGAUCAGGGAAGAUCUCCGUUUGGAAUGUGAAAAGUUUGGAGAAGCAAAGAAAGUCCUUAUAUUCGAUAGGCACCCUGACGGUGUUGCGUCUGUGGCCUUCAAAGAGGCAGAAGAGGCUGAUGUCUGCAAGCUGGCGCUCAACGGGCGGUGGUUUGGUGGGCGCCAGCUGAGUGUGGAAACGUGGGACGGUGUAACUGACUAUCAGGUGGAAGAGACGGCGAGAGAACGUGAAGAGAGACUGAAAGGUUGGGAAACCUUUAUAGGCGAUCCGGCAGCAGGAACGCCCAAAACCGCCUCCGAGGCCGAUUCUUCGGAGAGUAGCAAGCAGCCGCCUGAAGGAGCUCAGCCCGUGAAAGAUAACGGGGCCGCCGAGGAUGGCCUGAACGAAGAAGCCGUGGAGAAGAAGGAUAACGCAGAAGGCACCAGGGAAGACGCCACCGCAUCGACAGACAGCAGCGUCGAAGGCAGCGACGAAGAAGCGGAGACAUAAUGUUGUUAACGUGUCCCUAAGAGCAUGUGUUUAGAGUAAACCUUUAGAUUUCUGUUAGCCUGUGCUAUCGAGCAACUGCAGGCAGCGUUGAAAUAAAUAUAUAUGCAUUUCUUUCUUAGGACGUCAUCAGUGCGCUUUUGGGGGUAUUGCAUUAAAAGCAGUAUUUAAUGAUGAUCUUUCAGAAUAUGUAUAUAUUCAUCUCUUGACUGCUGUUUCAAGCUGUGUGUGUGUGUGUUUGUAGAUGUCAAGACGUUGCCAAGAGCCUGCUGAACUGACCGGCUGUCUUAAGUUGUAUCUUUGCUUCUCAGUGUCCAAAAGUACAUCAGUAGGUGCAAAUCCUGUACUUUCCAUUACCUUUACAGCGGCUGAAAUCCAGAGGUAGUUUGCAGGGGGGGGGGAAGCCCAACGAAUUGGGGUGAUCUGGUGAGUCUUCUGCUCUGUAAGCACUGUUGGGUCUACUCUGGUUGCAGCUGACUACUGGAUUUCGGCCGCUGACCUUUAGAAAAAGAUGUAUGGACGCUUUUCCGGUGUUUGCUCUAAAUUUCCUCCCUGCCCCAACCUGCAGGUAUACCUCUGGUAUGACAUAAAUGAUAUAACUGUCCUUGAAUGCACCAGGCUGUUCUUGGAUCAACAGGUUUUCCUGCUAUUAAUUAUUUUAAAGGAAGAGGUUAUGAAGAUAGGAGGUCGCUACCCUGGAUUGGGGAUGGGGGAGAGGAGAAAAGAAUAGGGUAAUAUCACACUGCAGUUAAAAACAGAAGAACAAGGUCUUUUUGAAGGGGCCUCGUUGCUAUGCGAAGUUUGUUUGUUUGGUUCAUCCUCCACCUGCACGGCACUUUCUUUGAAUGCUUCUUCUGAGGAAGGGUAGAUAGGACAAAUGGGAGAAAUAAUGUAAAUAAGAUUAAUUCUAAUCUUCCUUUAAAAUUUUUUUGGGGGGGGUUGAUUAAUUCAUAUUGGAAACCUGCAGAGACUGUGUGUUGGAAGCGUGUCUCCCUUUCUUCCUUGGAUUUCUCUGUUUGAAUAUUGUUAGGUUUGAAGUGCAAACUGAGAGCCUGUUCUUUUAUACUGGGGUGGAUGGACUACAAGUGACACUAUGAAUAAAUUGUUUUGAGAUUGACUCCUAAA